UCCAGUCCUCCACCGUCCGGGCCACCAUGCAGACGACACUCCAGGUCGUGGUUUCCUUCGCCGUGCUGGCCACCGCCUUGGCCGCCUUCAAAUGCCCCGACGCCAAGUACGACCUGUACGAGGACCCCGUGCAGUGUGACAAGUACUACGAGUGCUACGAGGGCAAGGCCACGGAGAAGCUGUGCCCCGACGGCCUCGUGUUCGACCCCCUCAACCGCAAGAUCAUCAACCGCUGCGACCAGCCUUUCAACGUGGACUGCGGAGAGCGCACGGAGCUCCAGGACGCCAAGCCCACCGCCAACUGCCCGCGCCAAAACGGCUUCUUCCCGCACCCCAACCCGGCCGUGUGCGACGUGUUCUACAACUGCAUCGACGGCGAGCCCAUCGAGAGCCGCUGCCCGCCCGGCCUGCACUUCGACGAGUUCCAGGGCGUGUGCGUGUGGCCCACCUCGGCGGGCCGGCAGGGCUGCCAGGACGCCAACUCCAACAAACUCAAGGACGGCUUCCAGUGCCCCACCGAGGUGAAGCCCGACAGCAACGGCCAGGCCCUGGCGCACCCCCAGUACGCCCACCCCACCGACUGCCAGAAGUUCUACAUCUGCCUGAACGGCGUGCAGCCGCGCGAGCAGGGCUGCUCCCUGGGCGAGGUCUACAACGAGGAGAUCGGCAAGUGCGACGACCCGGACAAUGUCCCCGAGUGUGCCGACUGGUACAAGGACGACCCCGAGGUGGCCGAGCUCAAGGCGAAGGCGGCCGCCAAGGCAGCCAAGAAGAACAAGAACAACUAAACGUCGAACGUGACCACGCGAGGGCAGCUUUAACCCAUGCCUCUGUCUAAUCAAAAUAACUUAAGUCCCGAAAACCAAAACCAAAAAAAUCAGGACAGCUAUAAUAGUGCAUCGAAAGACUCCGCCUAAAAGUAAUUAGUCAAAGUUCGGCAGCCGUUCAUGAAAACGAAAAACGCGGAACAACUGUUUCGGUUACGUGGUUCGUUAAAAAAAGAGGCCGUUGUCGGCCGCAUCUCGCUGCCUGGUCAUUUUUGCCGCGAUCGCCGAACGAAAAUAAUGCCUCGGUUGCGCAACGAGGCGGAGUCAGAGCCAGAGCCGGGCGGAGCGCGGAGCGGGAACCGAGGGAGCCGCCCGCUACCCGCUAGCCUCUUAGCCUGUUCCCAAAGGUCACCGGGUGACAAUAUUGGGCGACGACCAGUUCCAGUGGGUCACAAGUACAACGAGUCAGACUGAUAGAAAGAUGUUGCCACGUGGAGGGAGGAAGAGAGGGCACCGUUUAUUUUGCACAUCUUGCAUUUUUCAUAGUCAUCUUGCUAAUUGUAAGUGUUUUUUUUUUCUACUAUCAUGUUUGUAAAUACGCGUCACAAUAAAUGUUUUUUUAUUAUUAUUACGAAA
Molecule: messenger RNA, 1403 nt
Organism: Thrips palmi
Lineage: Eukaryota; Metazoa; Arthropoda; Insecta; Thysanoptera; Thripidae
Product: protein obstructor-E-like
Exons: 5
Coding region: 27-788 (253 amino acids)
Cellular component (GO): extracellular region
Molecular function (GO): chitin binding
Source: RefSeq, a predicted model, not a curated record